Corylus avellana is the source of this 2361-nucleotide messenger RNA. Its product is annotated as Protein phosphatase 2C family protein. Lineage: Eukaryota; Viridiplantae; Streptophyta; Magnoliopsida; Fagales; Betulaceae. The record is from RefSeq and is a predicted model, not a curated record. Gene Ontology annotation, biological process: protein dephosphorylation. Gene Ontology annotation, molecular function: protein serine/threonine phosphatase activity; cation binding.
UCUACAAAUACAAAGAGUCCCCUUUCAUUUCCUUCCCCUAAACAAUCAAUAAUUCCUAUCCUCUUAUUUUCUUCCUCCCCACAACAUGAUGUUGCUGGUGCCGUGUCAAUUGCCAUAAACCCCACCUCUGUUCCAUGUGUUUUCAUGUGAACCCCAUUUCAUGGAAGCGCCAUAAUACCGCGGAGCACACUAUCAUUUGUCCAAAUAGUCUCAUUGACUCUCUCUCUGGGCUAUAGUGGGGUGGAGCCCAUAGCUGGACCUCUGCUUUGCUGGCUUCAAGCUUUCCAUUGUUGGUCUUUUAUGGGGCUUGUCUGCUGAGAAAGAAGGAGAAAAAGAACUCAAACAAAGAUUGAGUUUGCCCAAUAUAUUGCCUCUGGGUCUUUCGCCAAAGUCCCAUUUCACGUUUCUGCUCCUUUCCUCUGGGUCUAUAAGCCAAAAAAGCAAACACAACAAAGACCCAUUUUUUUUCGCUCAUCUUUGAUUUGAUGGAUCCACAGAUCUAAUGCUCUGUCAUGCCCACAUGAGCUUCUUCUUGCUCUUUCCAGAUCCUCUUCUCUUCGUCAACUGUAGCACACAGUAGCUUGCAGGAAACAGCCAACUUGUAUUGGGAAACAAGGAUUGCUUCUCAGUAUAUAGGACCUGAUUCCUUCUGUUUAUGGUGCAAUCCCCCAACUGAAUUUAACAGUGAAGUCGGCUUCUUUGUCAGUUAUCUGAUAUUGUUAGUGCAUGAAUAUUAUGCUGUGAAGUUGAGAAGAACACAAUUCACAAUUGGGAUUUUUGGGUCGGAGUUGGUUUUGAUCUGGAUGAUAAUUUUGAGGGUUGUUUGGAUGAGAUGAGGGAUGUUAUCGGAGUUGAUGAACUUUUUGAGGGCCUGUUUUCGGCCGAGGUCGGAUCGAUAUGUUCACGCAGGGUCGGAUGCGGGGGGUCGGCAAGAAGGGCUAUUGUGGUACAAAGACAGUGGACAGCACUUGAAUGGUGAAUUCUCUAUGGCUGUAGUCCAGGCCAACAACUUGCUUGAGGACCAGAGUCAGAUUGAGUCGGGCAAUUUGAGCUCGCACGAGACUGGCCCCUAUGGUACCUUUAUUGGUGUCUAUGACGGGCACGGUGGGCCUGAGACAUCGCGCUAUGUCAAUGAUCACCUAUUUCAGCAUCUCAAGAGGUUUACUACGGAGCAGCAAUCAAUGUCAGUGGAUGUGAUACGGAAAGCAUUUCAAGCGACAGAAGAUGGGUUCUUGUCUGUUGUUACCAAACAAUGGCCAAUUAAACCGCAGAUUGCAGCGGUUGGGUCAUGCGUUCUUGUCGGUGUUGUUUGUAGUGGAACCCUUUACAUUGCCAACCUUGGUGAUUCCCGUGCUGUCAUGGGAAGAGUUGUGAAGGCAACAGGAGAGGUUUUAGCCAUUCAAUUGUCAGUAGAGCACAAUGUGAGUAUAGAGUCCGUGAGACAGGAGCUGCAUUCUUUGCAUCCUGAUGACCCGCAGAUUGUAGUUUUGAAGCAUAAUGUCUGGCGUGUGAAGGGACUUAUACAGAUUUCUAGAUCUAUUGGUGACGAAUAUUUAAAAAAGGCUGAGUUCAACAGGGAGCCUUUGUACUCUAAAUUUCGCCUUCGCGAACCUUUGAAAAGGCCAAUACUGAGCUCUGAACCAACAAUUUCAGUGCACCCAUUGCAACCACAUGAUCAAUUUAUUAUCUUUGCAUCUGAUGGGCUCUGGGAACACCUUAGCAAUCAGGAAGCAGUUGAUAUAGUUCAGAAUCGUCAACACAGCGUGGACAUCUGUUCGGACAUUAAGUUCAGUUGGGAGUUCUUCAGAUUAGUUCAGGCUGCUGAUUUUGGCUGCCCUCUUGGUGAGAAGAAAGUGAUGUCAUUUGAACACUGUUAUAUUAUGUCUGUGAGGGGAAGUGCAAGAAGGCUGGUAAAAGCUGCUUUGCAGGAAGCAGCAAAGAAGAGAGAAAUGAGGUAUUCAGACUUGAAGAAGAUUGACCGUGGAGUCCGCCGCCAUUUCCACGAUGACAUCACAGUGAUUGUUGUCUUUUUCGACUCAAAUCUCGUGAGCCGGGCUAGCUCCGUCAAGUGCCCUAAUAUAUCGGUGAGAGGGGGCGGUAUAAACCUUCCUCCUAACACGCUGGCUCCUUUUGCUACACCAACGGAAGCUGGCAAUACCUAGUUAAGCUGUAUCUCAUGCUUGUCUGUUGUAUUAUUCUCUUUUGUGUGAAUAUCAGGUAGCUUCCAGAAGAGAUCAGAGGAGCAGGCCUUAAAUUCUUUAGUGUACACUGUAACCUUUAACUGGAAACUAAUACUUGCAUUUAGCUCCUGUGCCAAAAAUGAGAAAAAGAAAUGGAGAAAGAGAACUCUUUUAGGUGAUA